AUGCCGCUGCGAGGCUUACGCCCGGGGAGGAGCGAAAAGGACCUCAAGCGUCGCAGCACCCUCGACCCUUCCAGCAUAUUCAAGCGUGAGCAGGCUUCGCGCGCCCAGUCCGCCGUCGACCUUGCCCCCAACCGCGGCAUCCAGUCAAGCGAUGGUUCGCGCCCGAACCACUUCGAUCCGCGCGUUUCCUGGGCUGGCGAGCCGCCGCCCUCGCCGCCCAUCCAAGAACACAACGCGCAGACGCGCCGCUUCAGUAUGUUGAAGUUUCGUCACGCCUCGGAUCCGCAGCUGUCCCAGAAGGCGAAAGAGCACGCCCAGAUGGCCGCCGCCCGCGACGCUCCCCCGGUGCCCGCCAUGCCCGCAGGUAAUUUUGGAGCGCCAGGGCAUCCGCGCACACGUGAGGACCAGACUGCUAAUUCGCGCCCCCUCGCAGCUCCCGCAAUCAUCACGACCGCGCCGACCAUGGAGCCGCCUGCAAACCCCCCGCCCAAGAAGAAGACGAAAUUCCCCACCUUCAGGCGCCGCUUGUCCUUCGAGCCCGCCGCCGACUCGUCCCCUCGAAAGUCGUCGGAACACAAGCGCAGCGCCGAGCACGCGCGCCCGAGCCUAGGAGGGUUGAUGGAGGCAAGACCGAGCCAGGAGGAUCCCGCGCGGCUGUCCGUAUCGCGAGCCCGUGAUCCGGCCGCCGAGAAUGGACAUUCGAACGCCGGAUCGCAGACUGCGCUCGGGGGAAGACUGUCAGAUUCAUCACGGUCCGACGCGAGCUCGAACGACCAUGUCCAACUUGCGACACACAAGCGGCCUUUGCUGACCUCGCAUUCCACCAUCUUCAGGUUGCCCAGGAGAAACAAGGAGGCAAACCGCAAAUCCCUAUUUCCCCUACCCGCCAGGAUACCCGCCCCGCCAGAGUUCCCAGACACAGCUCCCGCUACUCCGCGCGCAUCUACCAGCGGCGUCAGCGUCAAUUCUCCCCACCAUUCUCCCGACGGAACCUAUAGCCCUCCUUUGACCGCCGUGCAUCGAUCAAACACCGAUGGAAGCAGCAACCCCUCGCAGCCUUCAUCCCACUCCGCGCUCUCGUCCGCCGUAAACGGCACCCAACCUGACCUCUUAAGAAAUGACUCGACAAACUCCGCUCGUUCCGCACGAUCCUCGCACUCAUUAGCUCCUCCAGCGAAAGCAGGACUCCGAAACCGGUCGAAUACCAUGGGAUCGCUUGGGGGUAAGUCCGAUGAUGACCCGCCCCCCACCCCGCCCCAUGGGCAAGAUGGACGGCUUUCGACAUCGACUACUGGGAGAGCAAGCUUCAGCAACCUGUUCCAUCUUGGAAACCGCUUUAGGCAGAAUACGGAACCCAAUUCACCACGCCGUGGCUCACCAGGUGUUAUAGCGUCAGGACGAGGAUCGCAUUCGACGUCUUUGAAUAUUAGCCGGGAAGCAUUAGUGAUACCCGAGAAGGAGGAAGGGGAAACCCCGGGAAGAUACCUCGAACGUUUGGAAGAAAACAUCGACCGAAGUCUGAUAGCGAGCAUCGUUGCCAAGCACGGGGACGAAUAUUCGUUGGCGGUCCUACGAAGCUACAUGCGACGAUUCAUGUUCUUCGGAGAUCCCAUCGACAUGGCUCUGAGGAAAUUGCUGAUGGAAGUGGAGCUGCCGAAGGAAACUCAGCAAAUCGAUCGAGUCCUUCAGGGAUUCGCUGACCGGUACCACGAGUGCAACCCUGGCCUAUUCGUCUCGCCUGAGGAAGCCUAUUUCAUCUCCUUCUCCAUUGUGCUUUUGAACUCCGACUUCUUCAACCCCAACAACAAGCGGAAAAUGCAAAAACCCGACUACAUCAAGAAUUGCAACGGCGGAAACGCAUCCGAAGUGAACGAUGAUGUCCUGGCUACACUCUACGACAACAUCGUUUACACGCAAUUCAUUCAUAUCGACGAUGAGGUUGAUCUACGGAGUCUGGCAAACAGGCGGAGCAAGAAGACUAAGAUUAUCAAGAAUGCUGUACAGGACCCCGUGAAGAAAGCGCAAAAGGAACCGGUCGAUCCGUACACGAUCAUUUUCGAAAACAAACUGGACAUUCUCCGGCCGCCGAUCAGGGAAGUCAUGCAAUUCGAGGAUCCUUAUAGCUACAAAGGAACGGCGCAAUGCAUAGACUUGAAGUCUCUGCACGUGACCUUUGCGAGAUAUGGCGUUAUCCAGAUCGUCUCGGCUCGUUCUCGUCCCGAAGCUUUCAUGUCUCCGACGACGAUAGAAAAUCCGGAUGGUGCCCAGGCCGGAGUGGUCGAGAUGCCCGUUACCAAGGUCGGUAUCUUGUGGCGGAAGGAUUCCAAGAAGAAAGCAGCGCGAUCGCCAUGGCAGGAAUGGGGGGCGGUUCUUACACGGUCCAGUCUGUCUUUCUUCAAGAACGCCAGCUGGGCCAAAAGCUUGAUUCAUCAACACGACUCGCACGAAAAAGCCGGGGGUGCUGGAAACCCUGUGGUCUUCAGGCCACCGGUCGAAGAAUUCAAGCCCGACUACGCGAUUCCAAUGGACCAGUGUGUCGCAGCCUCGGACUCAAGUUACAGAAAACACAAGUACGCCUUCGUCAUCUUCGCCAAGGGCGGAGCGGAGGAGGUGUUCCUAGCCGAUGACGAGGCGGAUAUGAACGAUUGGCUGGCGAAGUUGAACUACACUGCAGCGUUCGAGACAGCAGGGAUAAGGCCCCGCGGCCUGAUCGGUGGAAGCUACGACGGUCAGCGCAAUCGGGCCAUAAGACGCCUGGAGUCUUCGCAGUCGGCAAAGUCCAUACAGGGUCCUACCGGGCAGGUCACAUUCACGAGUGGAAAGAUCGACAACCAACUGGCUCAGCAGAUCGUGAAGGCCCGACGAGAAAACAUCCAACGGAAGGUCGAGGAAGCUGACGAUCGGUUGGGUGCUGCGGUCAAGCAAUUGGACAGCCGUCUAAGGGAUGCUCGUCACUUGCAGGUUAUGGCUCCGAUUCAGCCGAGGACUAGAGAACACGUCAUGCAUGCAGCCGGCCGCAUGGCAGCAAAGUUGAAAUGGAUCCGCAUCGAGAUCGUCCGCAUGAAGGCCCAUCGCGACAUCCUCAUUAUGGACAUGGACGAGGAGAAGAAGAUGGCCAUCGAUGCCAAGAGAGCCAAGGAGAUGGAAUCGAUCCCGCCUGUGCCGGCUCUCCCGCCUGCGGCUUCAUCGCCCACCACAGUGCAAGGACCUAAAUCCUCACGGCUCAGUGGACUGGUCCGUCUUGGAUCUAAAGCUAGCGGUUCAACGACCAGACCCCGUUCACCAAGGUCGCCCUCAAUGACUGGCAGGCCCGACACAUCUGGCUCUGAUAUUGUUGGCGAUGAUGUUUUUACAACUCCCCCUGAGACGACCCAACCAAGCCCCGGCUCACCACCUGCCGGCUGGGAUAUUCCUCCCAUGAAGUUUGGGCCUUCCAACAGAGACUCUUGGGCUGAGUCUACGAAUUCCAGUCGCCCGGGACUCGAGCACCGGCCAUCGGUGUCUACUGUGGGCGACAGGACAGAAUCUGUUGAUGAAUCCGAUGCUGGGUCGAGGCAUCGUCGGCUGAGCGUUUCCGAUGCCGAGCGCAACCCGAGCGAGAUUUCAAUGAAUCUAGACGGCCGUCCUUCGACUCCUGCGGCUGAUGACGUUGAGCGACCUGCGCCUGGCAGUCCCGAGUCGCGCAGCAAGGUUCGACGUAGCCUUCAUCGUACCCUCCGCGACACGCACAGUGGUAGCGGGCAUCGUCGGAGUGGCAAGGGCAAGGAAUCCGGCUCCAGCGUCAAGUCUGACGACCUCAAUGGACCCUCGAGCCCCGAAGUCUUCCCGCGUGCUCACCAGAGUUUCACUGUUCACGGGAAGAAGGCUUCUGUCGUUACGUUCGGUGCGGAAUGGCAGAACUUGUCAGCAGAGGAGCGCUUGAGACUACGCAAGUCGACAACCGAUGAUGGCGGUAAGCUGAACAUGGCGGUCGCUGGUGACGAUGAUGCCACGAUCCGAGGCAGAGGCCGUGCUGCUUCGGCCACGUCUGAAAGCUCUCGCACCAUCAGAAACCUUGCUCAAGGCCCCGGUCCCACUCUGGAGGAGGACGAGAAGCAGGAUGGUUUGGGACUGAAGCCUCUGCCAAAAGACGUGCAGUGGGACAACGGUCGCCUGAGCGAGGAAAUGGCGGAUUCGGGUCUUGCUUCUGAGCCUGAGGAUCUCUCGCCCACGACGACAAGGGACAGUACGACCAAGGCCGUCGGUGACGAUGAGGACGCUCCCGCCAGCGAUCUGCACAAGAACGCUCAGCCGCAGGCCGUGGAAGCUUGA
This is a messenger RNA of Diplodia corticola, 4311 nucleotides long. Its product is annotated as guanyl-nucleotide exchange factor. Gene Ontology annotation, biological process: regulation of ARF protein signal transduction. Gene Ontology annotation, molecular function: guanyl-nucleotide exchange factor activity. The transcript has 2 exons. Lineage: Eukaryota; Fungi; Ascomycota; Dothideomycetes; Botryosphaeriales; Botryosphaeriaceae. The record is from RefSeq and is a predicted model, not a curated record. Bases 1 to 4311 code for a protein of 1436 amino acids.